Closterium sp. NIES-65 is the source of this 1407-nucleotide messenger RNA. The record is from the annotation of a GenBank genome assembly. Lineage: Eukaryota; Viridiplantae; Streptophyta; Zygnematophyceae; Desmidiales; Closteriaceae.
AUGUGCAAAAUUGCAAGAACAAGGCCCCAUUCUCCCGCCUUCUAUCACCCUGCCCCAUUCUCCUGCUUUCCAUCACCCCGCCCCAUCCUCCCACUUUCCAUCACCCCGCCCCAUUCUCCCGACUUCCAUCACCCCGCCCCUUUCUCUAGUUUUCCAUCACCCCGCCCCAAUCUCCAGCUUUCCAUCAGCCCGCCCCAUUCUCCCGCUUUCCAUCACCCCACCCCAUUCUCCCGCUUUCCAUCACCCCGCCCCAUUCUCCCGCUUUCCAUCACCCCGCCCCAUUCUCCAGCUUUCUAUCACCCCACCCCAUUCUUCUGGUUUCCAUCACCCUGCCCCAUUAUCUCUCCUUCCAUCUCCCCACCCCAUUCUCCCUCCUUCCAUCACCCCGCCCCAUUGUCCCGCUUUCCAUCACCCCGCCCAAUUCUCCCGCUUUCCAUCACCCCGCCCCAUUUUCCCGCUUUCCAUCACCCCGCCCCAUUCUCCCACUUUCCAUCCCCCCGCCCCAUUCUCCAGCUUUCAAUCACCCCGCCCCAUUCUCCAGCUUUCUAUCAUUCCACCCCAUUCUCCUGGUUUCCAUCACCCUGCCCCAUUCUCCCUCCUUCCAUCACCCCACCCCAUUCUCCCUCCUUCCAUCACCCUGCCCCAUUCUUGCGCUUUCCAUCACCCCGCCCCAUUCUCCCGCUUUCCAUCACCCCGCCCCAUUCUCCCGCUUUCCAUCACCCCGCCCCAUUCUCCCGCUUUCCAUCACCCCGCCCCAUUUUCCCGCUUUCCAUCACCCCGCCCCAUUCUCCCGCUUUCCAUCACCCCGCCCCAUUCUCCCGCUUUCCAUCACCCCGCCCCAUUCUCCCGCUUUCCAUUACCCCGCCCCAUUCUCACGCUUUCCAUCACCCCGUCCAAUUCUCCUGCUUUCCAUCACCCCGCCCCAUUCUCCCGCCUCUAUCACCCCGCCCCAUUCUCCCGCCUCCAUCACCCCGUUGCGUUCUCCCGCUUUCCAUCACCUCGCCCCAUGCUACCGCCUUCCAUCACCCCUCCCCAUUCUCCCGCAUUCCAUCACCCUGCCCCGUUCUCCCGAUUUCCGUCACCGCGCCCCAUUCUCAGGCUUUCCAUCACCCCGCCCCAUUCUCCCGCUUUCCAUCACCCCGCCCCAUUCUCCCGCUUUCCAUCACCCCGCUCCAUUCUCCCGCUUUCCAUCACCCCGCCCCAUUCUCCCGCUUUCCAUCACUUCGCCCCAUUCUCCCGCUUUCCAUGACCCCGCCCCAUUCUCCCGCUUUCCAUCACCCUGCCCCAUUCUCCUGCUUUCCAUCACCCCGCCCCAUUCUCCCGCUUUCCAUCACCCCGCCCCGUUCUCCCGCUUUCCAUCCUUCUACCCCAUUCUCCCGCUUUCCAUCACCCCGCCCCAUUCUCUAG